AUGAAAUAAUAGAAUUUGUUUACUUGUUAAGAUAUUGCACAUGAAGGAGAAGUUAUAUAAGGAUUUGUUUAAAUUUGGGAUGCUAAGAUUCAAGAUCUUAGUUUUGUCUUUAAUGUGGAUUUGAUCCUAAGAAACAUACUAAUUGCAAGAAAGAUCUAAAAGGAUUUGGCUAAAUUUAGAGUUUUCUCACUAAAUUCAAUUAAAAUAUACUUGAUUUGACUAUCUAAUUAAAUAAAUCCUAUUCAUCAGUCAAAACAAAAUAUGAAGAAUUAACAAAAUAAUUGCAUAAUCUGAAAAUAUAAUUACUUAAGAUAUCUGAAGGUUUAAGUUAAUAAGAUUAUAAAUAAAUCAAAGAUAAUUUGCAAAUUAUUAAGGAAUGGUAUCAAUAUUCAAACAAUCAAGAGGAGAUCAUGAAGUAGAAUUAAAUUGGUAUUUUUCUAUUAGUAAUAUUUAUAGGAACUUAACUAUUUAAUAUAAAAAGUAUGAUAUAAACUUUGGAUUAAGACAACAAAUAAAAAUAAUAAAUUAAAGGUAUUUAUCAAAAUAAUGAAAUAACACUCGAAUAAGGUAUUCAAUUUGUUUUAAAUUUAAUUAGGAAUAGAAUUAUUAAAUUAAAAAAAAUGGUAAGAGGCUAAUGAAAAAAUAAAUUAAUACUUAAAAUUAUUAGAGAAACAUUAAACAAUUGCCACAUUUUUUAAAGGUAAUUACAAAUUAUUUAUAAUAUUAAGGUAUUUCUUUAAUUGAAAUGAAUCAACCUGGAAAAGGAAUUAUAAAAAUAAAAUAAGCCAAAAAGAUUAAUAGUAACUUAUAUAGAGAUUUAUUGGAUUAUUCAGAUUUAGAACUUAAGUAAAAUCCAAAUAAUAAAUUUAUUUUAAUUGCAAAAAGUUCAUAUAUUCAAUUAUUUCUAUAGGUUAUGCGUUAGAUGAAGAAAAGAAAUAUCAAUUAGCUAUUGAAGAAUGCGAAAAGGUUUUGAUAGAAGAACCUUUAUUUCUCCAUGCAUUGUAUAGAAAAAGUACUCAUUUCUUUUUUAAAUAGGCUUUUCGUUAUCAAAUUUGAAUGAACAUUCACAAGCACUUUUAUGCAUUGAUAAAGCUUUAAAUUAUGAUUCAAAGUAUAUUGUUGGAUAUUGCACAAAGGGUAAUUUAUUAGUUUAUGAUUGUAAUAGGUUAUUCAUUAAAUGAUCUUGGAAAAUAUAAUAAAGCAUUAGUUUGUUAUGAUAAGGCAAUCGAACUGGAUCCUAAUGAUGCAAUUGCUUAUAAUAAUAAGGGUUAAUAAUUAUGUUAUUGUAAUAGGUCGUUCAUUACAUAAUCUUCAAAAAUAUAAUGAAGCUAUAGUUUGUUAUGAUAAGGCGAUCAAACUGGAUCCUAAUGAUGCAAAUGCUUAUGAUAAUAAGGGUUAAUAAUUAUGUUAUUGUAAUAGGUCGUUCAUUACAUAAUCUUCAAAAAUAUAAUGAAGCUAUAGUUUGUUAUGAUAAGGCGAUCAAACUGGAUCCUAAUGAUGCAAAUGCUUAUGAUAAUAAGGGUUAAUAAUUAUGUUAUUGUAAUAGGUCGUUCAUUACAUAAUCUUCAAAAAUAUAAUGAAGCUAUAGUUUGUUAUGAUAAGGCGAUCAAACUGGAUCCUAAUGAUGCAAAUGCUUAUGAUAAUAAGGGUUAAUAAUUAUGUUAUUGUAAUAGGUCGUUCAUUACAUAAUCUUCAAAAAUAUAAUGAAGCUAUAGUUUGUUAUGAUAAGGCGAUCAAACUGGAUCCUAAUGAUGCAAAUGCUUAUGAUAAUAAGGGUUAAUAAUUAUGUUAUUGUAAUAGGUCGUUCAUUACAUAAUCUUCAAAAAUAUAAUGAAGCUAUAGUUUGUUAUGAUAAGGCGAUCAAACUGGAUCCUAAUGAUGCAAAUGCUUAUGAUAAUAAGGGUUAAUAAUUAUGUUAUUGUAAUAGGUCGUUCAUUACAUAAUCUUCAAAAAUAUAAUGAAGCUAUAGUUUGUUAUGAUAAGGCGAUCAAACUGGAUCCUAAUGAUGCAAAUGCUUAUGAUAAUAAGGGUUAAUAAUUAUGUUAUUGUAAUAGGUCGUUCAUUACAUAAUCUUCAAAAAUAUAAUGAAGCUAUAGAUUGUUAUGAUAAGGUUAUCGAACUGGAUCCUAAUAAUGCAAUUGCUUAUAAUAAUAAGGGUUAAUAAUUAUGUUAUUGUAAUAGGUCGUUCAUUACGUAAUCUUCAAAAAUAUAAUGAAGCAAUAAUUUGUUUUGAUAAGGCAAUCGAACUGGAUCCUAAUUGUGCAAUUGGUUAUGAUAAUAAGGGUUAAUAAUUAGUUUAUUUAAUAGGUUCUUUACUAUCUGAUAUGAAGAAGUAUUAAUAAGCCAUAGAGAAUUAUGAACAAGCACUUUUGUAUUGCAAACAAGGCCAAAAUAAAUUUAAAAAAUUAAUUAUAGAAUUAGGAAAUUAACAAUGA
Messenger RNA from Paramecium pentaurelia, 2435 nucleotides. The record is from the annotation of a GenBank genome assembly. NCBI's taxonomy places the organism in Eukaryota, Ciliophora, Oligohymenophorea, Peniculida, Parameciidae.